Messenger RNA from Haemorhous mexicanus (house finch), 687 nucleotides. RefSeq names its product prolactin-releasing peptide-like. The record is from RefSeq and is a predicted model, not a curated record. NCBI's taxonomy places the organism in Eukaryota, Metazoa, Chordata, Aves, Passeriformes, Fringillidae. The coding region runs from base 16 to 342 and encodes 108 amino acids. Gene Ontology annotation, molecular function: hormone activity. The transcript has 2 exons.
CACCACUGCUCCAUCAUGUGGCAUCCAAUCUCCUGGACACCACGUGCCCAGUGGUCACCAAACCAUUUAAAGCUAGUCACUGUCUAUGUCCUGAUGCUCUUGGUGUCGCUCAGCUUUGCCUCGGGACAGAGCAGGCCAUUUAAACACCAGAUAGACAACAGAAGUCCUGAGAUCGACCCUUUCUGGUAUGUGGGCCGUGGUGUUCGCCCCAUCGGUCGCUUUGGGAAGAGGCAGCUAAGAAGCAGCCGUGGCAGCCUGAGGCCUGUGAGCAGACACCUGGAUUUCAUCUUGAAUGCUUUGUGGGAGCAAAAAUCAUUGGACACAGAGGACAGUGACUGGUGAUCUCUGUUCCCCAAGGUGGUGACCCAACCUCUGUUCUUUGAAUUGUGUCCUCCCCUGCACCUCAGACCUACAGUUCUGCUUUGCCUAGAAAUCCCACACUGCUCUUCUUUCUGCUCCUUGUGCAAGUACCUUCAAAAAGAAACAUGUUCAGGGUGCAGGUAAAAGACAAUGCAUGGACACCAGCACUGAGUGCCACCACUGCUUAUAAAAAUGUUUCUUCAUUGUGCAUCCCCAGCAAUCUCCUGAUCCUGUUCACUGCUAGGUUUAUCCAAAACCCACACAGCUUUUGGGCUGGGAUUUAAACUCUGCAGUGUUAAAUGUAUCAUGAAACCUUCCUGUCACUUU